Molecule: messenger RNA, 1337 nt
Organism: Cottoperca gobio
Lineage: Eukaryota; Metazoa; Chordata; Actinopteri; Perciformes; Bovichtidae
Gene: ccdc33
Product: coiled-coil domain containing 33
Exons: 11
Coding region: 185-1279 (364 amino acids)
Cellular component (GO): peroxisome
Source: RefSeq, a predicted model, not a curated record
UGACUGUCCCAUCUUUCCUGCUUGAAGCAAACUAGGAGGAGCGGUCCCUUCGCUCUGUCCCAGGCAAGAUCACCACGCCCAGUCCAGCUCUCUGUUGAUUGUUCUGACAUGAUGACAGAGCUUUCACAUCCACCAUCAGUUUCGUGUUUGUUCUUCUGAUGAGGACUCUGAUAUUUUCUGUUGGAUGAAGGCCUCAAAAAAGACUAAAUCACUUAGCAACCCUGCAGCUAUAAAGGAUGGAUACAACCUCCCAUCCCAUGAUGCCCUGGCACAGAUCCUACCAAAUGGUCGCUACCCUUUCAAGGAGGCAAGGACUGAGCUCCACAGAGCAGCCCAGCAAGAACAGGAGAGACCAGCAGAGAGGCCAGAGGCUACACAGGCCAACAAACCCAACAUUAACCACACCUAUCAAGUGCAUCAUGCACAUAAACGACCCCCUCUGCUUGACUUUGAGGAUGAUCCCCACAUGGCAGAGAUCACCGACCUCCAAACUAAGGAGGUGGAAAACUAUCGCUCAGCCAUGAGUAAGAUGGCAGAAGACAUCAUAGUGUUGAGGAGACGGGUGAUAACGUUGGAGGCAGAAAACAGUCAGCUCCGCACUGACCUGUCUCUGCAGCUGGACAUUGGUCGACACCUGUUGGAUGACACUGACAUCGACGUCAUGACCAAGGCUGAGAUUGCUGACCGUAUAGCCUCUCUGAAAUUCAAGCUGGCCAGUGAGACCAGUAAGGCUGCCUCUCAAAGGGGCAGAAUCCAACAGCUGCAGAAUGAUCUGAUCAAGAAGAAUGACCGUGAGAAGGAGCUGCUGAAGCUUCAGAGAGUUCUCCAGCAGCAGCAGGAGAAAAUGAAACGCCACCAGAGUCGCUUGGCAAAGAUGGCGACUUUGGAGGCCACAGUGAAACAUCAGGAAAAGGUCAUUGAGAAGAUGGAGAAAGCAUUUGUUAGCAAACUCAGAGAGAAGAAUAAGCAGAGUAGUGACAAAAGGCUGGUGGGGAAAAAGCAAAAAGGUGAGACUGACCACAGAGAGGAAGAGAUAGAGUCGGCCCUGGCAGCAGAAAACACUCGUCUCAGAAGAGAGCUGGACAGGAUUCACCAGCAGCUUGUCCCUGUCAUUAUACAGCAGUCAGCACAGACGAAAGAAGCACUGCCAGUCACAGAUAGAUUGAGUUUACUAAAUAAACUGGAGAGGGCCGAGGCAAGAGCCCAAACACUGGAGACUCAGCUGCUGGAGAACUCUAAAUUAUGGGGGAGACAGAAACAAGAAAUGUUGACCCACUGAGUGAGCACAGCGUGGCUUUGUCCGGACGUCCACCACAAUCCUUCAUUAUGGCCCUUCG